Diceros bicornis minor is the source of this 987-nucleotide messenger RNA. RefSeq names its product protein FRG2-like. The transcript is spliced from 4 exons. The record is from RefSeq and is a predicted model, not a curated record. Lineage: Eukaryota; Metazoa; Chordata; Mammalia; Perissodactyla; Rhinocerotidae. The coding region runs from base 1 to 987 and encodes 328 amino acids.
AUGGAAUCAGGAACCGAAGACCAAGACCCCCAUAGCCCCUCCGUUCCACGCCCCACUGACCAGCCCACUUUCCAACAGAACUUCUUUCAAGAAAGGGACUCAGAUGUGGAGGAGAAACCUUUCGAAGAAAAGGGCAAGUCACCCUCUUCUCAGUUAAGAGACAGCAGCUGCACCCGAAGGCGAGAGUCAGAGCCCAAGACAGAUGAGGAGAACUCCAAGGAAACCGAGCUCAAAGGCAGAAACAACUGCAUUGCUCCCUCAGGCACAGCUGGCAGUUUGGGUUGUAACCUCGGUUCCUUGCGCGUCCAGUUCCGACUAGGUUUCCAGGGUCUCCGGUUGCAGGAAGUCACUCAAACUCCGACUUUAUCCACAGAACCAGAAGGCUGCUCCCAUCAGGAGAGCUCCAGGAAGAGGAAAAUGGGUUCCGGGGACAGCGCCCGCGUCACAACAGGGGCUUCUCCAAAUGAGCGCAAUAUGACUUUGGGUACAAAGAAACCCAAGGUCCCCGACGCAGGCCACACCAGUGAGAGUGAAGAGACCCGGGAUGCCUGCUCCAGGAGACCCCGGAGGAGGAGCACUGGGCGCAGCAAGCGGCCCAGAUCCAGGUCUCCAGGAGACCAGCCGCCUCCACUUCGGAAAACCCUGGUGACCUCCCUGCGCACCAUAUCUGAGGCCAUUUAUCAGGACGUAGUUCAGGCGCAGAUCCAGCAGGCGCAUUCGCCGCUGCCCUGGGAGCAGCUCGCCCAGCUCGCCCGGCUCCGGGGGCCUCUGUCCGACCUGGUGCAGACCUUCUACGCCAUGGCCACCCAGGCGGCCUAUGUCUUCCCUGCUGAGGGCUGGCUGCUCCCAGCCCCACUCCCAGGUCCCCAGGGCCCAGCUGAGAAUGGAGGAGAAGCCCGGAGCUCCUCCCAGGGGGGAGAGUGGUGCCCCUCUUCCCCCGAGAGGAGACAGCUGAGGCUGUCAGAGGACCCGAUUAGGCUUCAGUGA